Elgaria multicarinata webbii is the source of this 1563-nucleotide messenger RNA. It is a transcript of the gene DUSP4, whose product is annotated as dual specificity phosphatase 4. Gene Ontology annotation, cellular component: nucleus; cytoplasm. The transcript has 4 exons. Gene Ontology annotation, biological process: protein dephosphorylation; endoderm formation; negative regulation of MAPK cascade. The record is from RefSeq and is a predicted model, not a curated record. Lineage: Eukaryota; Metazoa; Chordata; Lepidosauria; Squamata; Anguidae. Gene Ontology annotation, molecular function: protein tyrosine/threonine phosphatase activity; MAP kinase tyrosine phosphatase activity; MAP kinase tyrosine/serine/threonine phosphatase activity. The coding region runs from base 135 to 1274 and encodes 379 amino acids.
GCCUCCUCGCCAGCAGCAGCAGCGGCGCCACUAUUCAUGCCUGGAGCGGGCCGGCCGGCGUUGCGCGCAAAGAAGGGCGCGCUGCGCUGAGGCCGUGGCCCUUCCCGGGGCGCGAGGAGGGCGGCUGCGCGGCCAUGGUGGAGCUGCGGGAGAUGGACUGCAGCGUGCUCCAGCAGCUCUUGCACCGGGGCGAGAGCGGGGCCUCGGCGGCGGCGGCGGCGGCGGGCAAGUGCCUCCUCUUGGACUGCAGGCCCUUCCUGGCGCACAGCUCCGGCUACAUCCGCGGGGCGCUCAACGUGCGCUGCAACACCAUCGUCCGGCGCCGGGCCAAAGGCGUCGUGAGCCUGGAGCAGAUCCUGCCGGCCGAGGACGAGGUGCGCGCCCGCCUCCGCUCGGGGCUCUACUCGGCCGUAGUGGUGUACGACGAGCGGAGCCCGCGGGCCGAGUCCCUGCGGGAGGACAGCACCGUGUGGCUGGUGGUGCGCGCGCUGCGCAGGGACGCCGAGCACGCCGACAUCCGCCUGCUGAAAGGUGGCUACGAGAGGUUUCAUUCAGAAUAUCCGGAGUUCUGCGCGAAGACGACAUCUCCUACCGCGGCAUCGGCGUUGGCCAGCGUGGAGCACCUUGAGCACAGCUGCAGCUCCUGUGGGACGCCACAACACGAUCAGGGUGGCCCAGUGGAAAUCCUCCCUUUCCUCUACCUCGGCAGUGCGCAUCACGCCGCUAGGAGAGACAUGCUGGACGCAUUGGGGAUUACAGCCUUGCUAAAUGUUUCAUCGGACUGCCCAAAUCACUUUGAAGGACACUUUCAAUACAAAUGCAUUCCAGUGGAAGAUAACCACAAAACCGACAUCAGCUCCUGGUUCAUGGAAGCAAUUGAAUACAUAGACUCCGUGAAGCUGUGCCACGGCCGGGUCCUGGUGCACUGCCAAGCUGGCAUCUCCCGGUCGGCCACCAUCUGCUUGGCCUACCUGAUCAUGAAGAAGCGGGUGAAGCUGGAGGAGGCCUUUGAGUUCGUCAAGCAACGCCGCAGCAUCAUCUCCCCCAACUUCAGCUUCAUGGGGCAGCUGCUGCAGUUCGAGUCCCAGGUGCUGGCCCCGUCGUGCGCCGCCGAGGCCGCCAGCCCGCCAGGGCCGCUGCGGGAGCGGGGCAAGAGCGCCUCCACCCCCACCUCCCAGUUCGUCUUCAGUUUCCCGGUCUCGGUGGCGGUGCACUCCACGCCCGGCAGCCUCCCGUACCUGCACAGCCCCAUCACCACUUCGCCCACUUGCUAGAGUCGGCGGCUGCGGGUUGCGCUCUGGGAGGACGCAGAACAGGACGCUGCAGCCCCCGUGGGCCGCCACUGAUGGCAAUAAAGUACUCUGCCCCCCUGCCCCGCCCCCCGACCCGGCAGCCAAAGACGGAGCAAUAACGGCUGACGUUGUGGCCGGAACGGAACCCGUGGUGGGCGGGGGGCAGGUUCCAGCAUGUCCUUUCUUGGCAGGAUGCCUUACCUCAUUUUUUAAGAUAUAUAUAUAUAUAUAUAAUAUAUAUAUAUAAUAUAAAAAGCUUGAAGUUGUGAAA